AUGUCCAAGAUCGACAAGCUCUCCAUAUCCGGUGUUCGCUCCUUUAGCCCCAAUGUCCGGGAGGCCAUCCAAUUCUACACACCACUGACCCUCAUCGUUGGGUACAAUGGUUCUGGGAAAACCACCAUCAUCGAAUGCCUCAAAUAUGCCACAACUGGCGAGUUGCCGCCAAAUAGCAAAGGCGGCGCCUUCAUCCACGACCCCAAGCUCUGUGGCGAGAAGGAAGUCAUGGCCCAAGUCAAGCUCCAAUUCCGAUCGAUCAACGACAAGCAGCACGUUGCGACUAGGAGCUUACAGCUCACGGCCAAAAAGACCACGCGAUCCCAGAAGACGCUCGACUGCUCCCUGGUGGUCAUGAACAAUGGCGAACGCUUGACCACCUCCACACGAGUUGCUCAGCUCGACGAGCUGAUACCCGAACGCCUCGGCGUUUCGCCCGCAAUUCUCGAUGCUGUCAUCUUUUGCCAUCAAGAGGAGUCCAUGUGGCCCUUGAGUGAGCCUGCAGCCCUAAAAAAGCGAUUCGAUGAGAUAUUUGAAGCACUCAAGUACACCAAGGCGAUUGAGAAUCUCAAAAUCUUGCGCAAGAAACAGGUCGAGCAGCUAGGGAAACUGCAAUCGGACGAGGGCCACAACAAAGUCAACAAAGACCGAGGUGAGCGGGCGGAGAAGCGCAUGACGGGCCUCCAGGGCGAAAUUGAAGCAGCGCGGGAAAAGUGCGAGGCUUUGACGGCUGAGAUGGAGGAGACGCAAAAGAAGAUCAGCGAGAAACAAAUUCAAGCGAAUAGCUACCUCCAAAUCGUACAGAAUCUCAGCAACAAAAAGGAGCAGCUAGAGUACCGACAGGACGCCGUCAGUGAAUUGCGACAGACUAUUGACGAGCUUCACGACGCCGACUCAGCUCUAGAGGAACAGCUUUCCCAGUAUCAGGCACGUAUGGAUCAAUGUCGUGAGGAGGUCGACCAAAACAGAGCCCAGUAUGGAGAGCUCCAGAAGGAACUUGCCACAGCCCAGCGCGACCUCAACACCAAGCUGUCGGAACAGGGAAAACAUCAGUCAGACAAGGACAAAUACGAGCGCCAGCUCAAGACGCGCACUGAAAUGGUGCAGCAAACAGCGGAAAAGUAUAGUUUUCGCGGCUUUGAUGGUCAACUCACCGAUCAGCAAAUAGCGGCAUUCAACGAGCGAUUGCAAGACCUCCUUUCUGAGAAGAAGCGUGAUCUCGACCGGUUGCAAAGGGCGAACCAAGGCGAGACUGACCAAUUCACUGCAGUCAUCACGCAGCUCGAAGGACGCAAAGCUGCCAGAACCCAAGACCGAGUUUCCUCCAAGCAGCGGAUGGGUGCCAUCGAGAAGAGAAUCCACGUUCUGAGCUUGGAGGCGAGCAGAAUCGACGUCGAUGAGGUCGCAAAGGCUAUCCUCGAUGGGCAACUAGAUGAGAUCGGCAGCCGGCUGCAACGAGCACAAAGUGAAUUCGAACAGGCUAGCUGGGAUGGCCAGCUAGCCGAAGAAAACAAUAAGCUGUGGAGCUUGGAGAACGACAGCGAGAAAUUGGGGCGCGAGCUCGUCGAGUCCACACGUCUCGCUUCAGAAAGAGCUCAACUCGACUUUCGCAAAAAAGAGCUGUCAGACCGCAAGCGAAAGCUGGAAACCAUCACUAAGACCUGGCGGUCGAGGCUGGAUGCUGCGGUUGGGGGAGACUGGGAGCCCGAGACGUUGGACGGCAAGUUUCAGAUUGUGUCCGACCGUCAAUCGAAACAAGUCGAGAUCGCACGCAAGACCCGGGAGACAGCGCGGGAAAAGCUGCAAAAGUCCGACUAUUCCCUCAAAAUCGCCAAAGAAGCUGCGGCGAGAAACAAGGCAGAAGGUGUCCAGUGCCAAAAAAGAGUCUUGGCUGCAAUGGAGGACGCUCUGGGCGACGAGCAGCCGGACAUUGACGGGUACACCAAGGCGUUGGAGACCGAGGAGGAGGCUGUCGAGACGUUCAAGUCGGACAUUUCUCUGCUGGAGAAUUUGAUCAAGUUCUACGAAAAAUGUCUCAAGUCAUUGGAGCGCAGCAAGAAGUGCCAUCUCUGUGACAGAGGGUUUGAUGCUGCGCGCGAGCGUGUGGAAAUGCAGAAGUUGAAGGAGAAGAUCAUGAAGCAGACGUCCCCGACUGCGAAGGAAGAUGCAGAGAAAGACCUGCAGCAAUCGGAGGAAGCUCUCGCCAAGCUGCGUGCCGUGCGGACUGACUACGAGACGUACCAAAGACUAAAGGACGAGCUACCCAAAUUGCAAGACGAAUGCCAGAAGUUGCAAAGCGACUUCGACGCUUUGGAGCGGCAACUUGAGGAUAAGGAUGCCUUGGUUACAACUGAAGACGAAAAACACAGCGACAUCAGUGACCUGGCAAAAACAGUACAGAGCAUCUCUCAAGCAUUCAAGGACAUCAAGGACUCUGAAGCCCAAGUGGACCGUAUCCAGUCGCAACAGGCUUCUGGUGGCGUAACCCGAAGCGCUGAAGAACUGCACGAACUUCAAGCUAGCGUCGGCGAACAACUCCGAGUUGUGAAGACCAGGAUUGCCAAGCUUUCAGCCGACAAGCAGCGUGGUAAAGAUCAGAUCAGCGCUUGGGAGCUCGAAAGAAGCGAGCUGCGCAACAAGAUCAGCUCCGCCUCGGGCCAGCUGGAGAAGAAGACCAGCCUACAAACACAAAUCCAGUCACUCAAGGAAGAUAACGCACAGCAGAGAGAAACCAUCCAGAGAGUGGAUGGGGAGCUGGAAACCAUUGAGCCUGAGAUUACAGAAGCCAAGGCCGCGCGGGAUCAGGCGAUAACGCGGAUGCGAUCCAAGGAGCAGGGUAUUGCUUCGGAGAGAGACGAAAUCUCCAACUCGAUAUACGAGAUCAAGAUGGUCGACAAUGAUAUUCAAGACUACGUUGACCGGGGCGGUCCGUCAAACCUCGCAUCCAACCAGCGCGCCAUUGCGAGCUUGGAGAAGGCCAUCAACAACACCAAAAAGGAGGUCGAUGAUAUAACAAAGCGGGCCAACAAGCUCAAGGAGGAUCUUGACAGCGGUGACCGCAAAAGAAAGAACAUCAACGACAACCUCAACUACCGCAAGCAUUUGCGCAUGCUCGACGCUCUCCGUCAAGAUAUCGAGGAGCUUCAGGACCGCAACGCCCACGAGGACCAUGAUCGUCUCGUUGGCGAGGCGCGGCAACUCGAAAACCACUCAAAUCGCCUCUUCGCGGAGCGCGGUUCCGUCAUGGGCAGCAUGAAGACCAAGGAUGAAGAGCUUGACCGUCUACUCCAAGAAUGGGAGAUGGACUACAAAGACGCCAAGUCCAAGUACCGCGAAUCGCACAUUCGGGUUGAGACAACGAAAGCCGCGAUUGAGGACCUGGCACAGUGCUCUUCGGCUGUGGAUAAGGCCGUCAUGCAGUUCCACUCCAUGAAGAUGUCCGAGGUGAACCGGAUUGCUGGCGAACUAUGGCAGAAGACAUACCAAGGGACCGAUAUUGACACCAUUCUUAUCCGAUCCGACAAUGAGUCCUCGACUGGCAAGAGAAGCUACAACUACCGCCUCUGCAUGGUCAAACAAGAUACGGAGAUGGACAUGCGCGGUCGGUGCUCGGCUGGUCAAAAGGUCCUGGCGAGCAUCAUCAUUCGUUUGGCCCUCGCCGAAUCCUUUGGCGUGAACUGCGGCCUCAUCGCGCUCGACGAACCCACGACGAACCUCGACAGAGACAACAUCAAGUCCCUCGCGGAAAGCCUGCACCAGCUGAUUCAGCAGCGUCAGGCGCAGAGCAACUUUCAGCUCAUCGUCAUCACCCACGACGAAGAGUUCCUGCGCCACAUGCGCUGCAGCGAUUUUUGCGAUAGCUUCUUCCGCGUGAAGCGGGAUGGCCAGCAAAAGAGUGUGAUCUCGCGGGAAAGUAUCACCAAGAUCUUCUGA
Messenger RNA from Emericellopsis cladophorae, 3933 nucleotides. Its product is annotated as DNA repair protein RAD50. The record is from RefSeq and is a predicted model, not a curated record. Gene Ontology annotation, cellular component: nucleus; Mre11 complex; condensed nuclear chromosome. The transcript has a single exon. The coding region runs from base 1 to 3933 and encodes 1310 amino acids. Lineage: Eukaryota; Fungi; Ascomycota; Sordariomycetes; Hypocreales; Bionectriaceae. Gene Ontology annotation, biological process: telomere maintenance via recombination; telomere maintenance via telomerase; double-strand break repair. Gene Ontology annotation, molecular function: ATP hydrolysis activity; G-quadruplex DNA binding; double-stranded telomeric DNA binding.